GGCCACGCGAUUGGAGGCACUUGCAUGAGCAGCAGCAGCAGCAGUAUUGAACCGGCCGAGAUCGCCGGCUCAUUCUCAACUAUGAUCUGUGGCCCAGUGCAACAAAAAAACAUAAAAUGGUGCUCUCCUCCAGUCAUGGGAGUCUUCUGACCAGCCUAUACCUCUGACCUUCUUCCUUCGCCCGCACUCUUCAACCUUCUAAUCCCAUCAAAAUGAAGUUCACCGCCCUCAUCGCAUCAGCCGUGAUGGCCGCCAGCGUAAACGCCUACACCGAGGUCACGCAAUGGAGCGGCUACAACUGCGGCCGUGGAGAUGGGUUCCGCACCUCUUACCUCCACAUCUACGGCGAAGGCGUCUACAUCAACCGUGACCGGGGCGCUCGUUCAAUCUACAUUGAGCAAUAUGACGCCAGCCCCCCGACCUACUUCUUCUCUGACUUCAAUGGCGGGGGAUUCCUGAUUCAUGGCCUUCGUACUUUCGCCUGCUAUGUCUGGAGCGACGAGGGCGCAUUGUCCAUCGCCAGCCCUUACAACGGAGGCCGGUUCAAGCGUGCCGAAGCUCUCAAUAUGACUGAAGGUCUUGCCGUCGAGAUCGACGAGCUUCACCUUGGACUUGGAGGUGCUACUCUUCUUGACAUCGAGAAUUGAUGUAAGACGCGUCCCGUCCGAAUCGACUUUGAAGAAGACCAUGAAGGAGCACAAGCAUGACUCAUGGAAUGAGUGUAAGAACUCAAUGCAGGGGCGUAAUUGAGGAACAGGAAUCUUUACUUUGAUGCUUUGUGUAAUGUGCAGAAAAUGACAAAAUUAUUCGAACUGUGGC
This is a messenger RNA of Dissoconium aciculare CBS 342.82, 819 nucleotides long. RefSeq lists its product as uncharacterized. The transcript is spliced from 2 exons. The record is from RefSeq and is a predicted model, not a curated record. Bases 213 to 647 code for a protein of 144 amino acids. Lineage: Eukaryota; Fungi; Ascomycota; Dothideomycetes; Mycosphaerellales; Dissoconiaceae.